AUGGCGACUGUCCUCGUCCAGCAGCAUACGCUGCACCAUUCGACCCCUCCCCCAUCUCCUAUUCCAUCGGCACUGAAUGUGAACCGACGGCCGAGCCCAAUCCCCAAUAAACACAUCCCAGUGUGUCCCACGGGGCCAUCCACCGCCGACAGCGCCCCGGUUGAGUCUCCUCCUAUACCGAGAAGCUUCCCCGAACAGCCUUCGUCUCUCUUACAUCCACCAGACUCUUUCGUGCGCAUCUCCCGCCUACCAUCUCCCACAGUAUAUGCUAUCGAUGGAGAGAGCUUGGCUGCUGCGCUGGAUCAUGCAGCAUCGCAGCCUCUGUCGGACCCUGCUCAAAUGUUCCCUUGGCUGCAUGGGCUUCACCCCGACAACCACUUGCAGCUGGGAUUCUUUUCAAGCCGUAAGCGGGCUUCGCGCCGGACACCAAAAUGCUGGCGAGGUAUCACUGUGGUCAAGCUUGGCGGCGAUCUGAGCAGAUCACGCAUCAAGGGUGCCGUCUGCGCAAGCGAAGUGAUAUCUCCUUCAUCACGGUUCUUGAUGGCAGAUCCACCAGAUGGGUUCUCGGUGCGUAACUUCCAGAUCCAGACCGCCAAGCUGGCUGCUAUGUCGGAUAUUGUGGUGUACGCAGAAGACGGAUCCAGCAAAUCCGAGCUCCUUGCACUGGCGGAGGAUUUUACUUUGGCGCAACAAGCAUGGCGGAUGAAGCAUGAUGCUCUCCACGAACGACCAACAUACAACACCUUUGUUGUCACCAGUACCUUUGCCGACUUCGAGAAGAAACACCCCAAUCUGGUAGCCAUUGACGCGAAGGGCAAUCCUACUGGCCAGGUGAUGGACUUCUUCCAAUGGGAGCGGUCAGAGAUGUGCGGCAUGUCUCGGGCUUCGGAAAUAUCAGCCAAUGUCUGGUUGGGGCCAACGCCGGACUAUUUGCUCAGGCCCGGCGUGUGCGAACCAACAAAGGAAGACGAGUAUGAUCUUUUGAUCGAAGCCAGCGACCUCGCCAGUAUUCCAGGACCACGUUUCUUAGGUAUGGUCGAUAAGCAGCUCGAAGAGGGCCCGCAGCGGAUGGAGUUCCCAUCAUCUGGGUCUAUUGUCCUUCCCUCCGGCAACACCCGCGAAGUGGAAGACCUCGUCAACACCAUCCGAUGGAUAUACUACCUUGCCAAUCCGGAUGAGCCUGCGGAGGCGCCAGACCAUGACGCUGAUUCUGUCAUGGCUAAUACGGAACCUAGGAGAAAGCCUCGCAAGGUAUUCAUUCAUUGUGCAGAUGGAUAUACUGAGAGCUCUCUUCUUGCCGUUGCAUACUUCAUGUUUGCUGAAGGAGUUCCGGCCCACGAGGCCUGGCUUAGAUUACACUGCGAAAAGAAGCGCAACUUCUUCACAUAUCCGACAGAUGUCGCCUUCCUCAGCCAUAUCCAGCCUCGCCUGCUUCAGGAAAGUCCGGUAUCCCAUUCGAUCGAUACAUCGAGCAUAUGGGACCCACAGUGGUUUUUGAAGAUGGACGGCUCUCUGCCCAGUCGUAUUUUGCCGUAUCUAUAUCUGGGAAAUCUCCACCAUGCCAAUAACCCGCAGCUACUGACCGAGCUUGGCAUCAAACGUGUCCUGAGCAUUGGCGAACCUGUCUCAUGGAGCGACGCCGAACGCGCCGAAUGGGGCCCGGAGAAUUUGAUGUAUAUCGACAAUGUCCAAGACAACGGCAUUGACCCGCUUUGGGAAGAAAUCAAUCGUUGCUUAGAAUUCAUCGAAAAAGGAAAGCAGGACGGUUGCGCAACCUUGGUUCACUGCCGCGUCGGGGUUUCUCGAUCCGCCAGCAUUUGCAUCGCCGAAGUCAUGGCAACCAAGGGUCUCUCUUUUCCCCGAGCAUAUUGCUUUGUUCGGGCUCGGCGACUAAACGUCAUUAUCCAGCCCCAUCUUCGCUUUGUUUAUGAGCUUUUACAAUGGGAAGAGCUUCAGAUGAAGAAGCGUAACGUCCAGAUAAAGCGAGAAUUAGAAUGGUCUAGCGUUGCCCGCGAGAUUGCGCUACUUAACAAACCAUACUCGAGAAGCUGA
This is a messenger RNA of Penicillium waksmanii, 2052 nucleotides long. RefSeq names its product tyrosine/serine/threonine protein phosphatase PPS1 (gene pps1). Bases 1 to 2052 code for a protein of 683 amino acids. The record is from RefSeq and is a predicted model, not a curated record. Gene Ontology annotation, biological process: nuclear DNA replication; protein dephosphorylation. Gene Ontology annotation, molecular function: protein tyrosine/serine/threonine phosphatase activity. NCBI's taxonomy places the organism in Eukaryota, Fungi, Ascomycota, Eurotiomycetes, Eurotiales, Aspergillaceae. The transcript is spliced from 6 exons.